CUUUGUAAAGGAGGUGAUUACUAACGACGCGAUGUGGAAAUGUUUCUGAAAUGAAAAUUGUUUGCAAAUUAAUUUCGUGUCGAAAGAGAAAAAACUUGAGAUGGAGGAACCGUCGAAAACAAAAAGCCUCUUUGAACAAAUGAAUGUCGGAGUUUUGAAAUACUUAGAGAACAAGACAGGUGUGUGUAAGCUAGAGUUGGAACCCAGAAGACCAGCAGAUAGACCAAGCAUAUUGGCCUGGGAACAGAAAAAUACUGUGUUUUUACCUGAAGAUUUGAAGAGCUUCUAUUUGACAUCUGAUGGUUUUUUGUUGACAUGGUGUGUUAAAAUUGAAAAUGGACCAGUUCCAGUUGGACGUAUGUAUCUCAACAGUGUAAGCAAGAUGAUGAAGUUUGGUGGGCCAGCAAACAAUACUUUAGUCAAUCCUAGUUUAGCUGACCUUGAUGCUGAUUCUGAUGCUGAGGAUGAAACUUCAGGUACUGAGAAGCCUACAUUUGAUAGUCGCUGUAAGAUAUUCGAGCUAGAUCCUUGUGAUGGGUAUGGAAAGGUCUGCCUUGUAUAUAAGGAAAACAAAACAGCUCCAGAUUAUAAAAAGUCAGCUGACAUUGUGUCAAAGGUGUAUACCUCAGAUUAUAUGACAUAUGGUGGAACAGAUCCCAAAAUUGAAGUAUGGUUCCUGGAUCGAGCUUUACGCUGGCACUACAUUGCAGACUCAUUCACCGCGUAUUACCGGCUGAUGAUCAUGCAUCUUGGAUUGCCUCAGUGGCAGUAUGCCUUCACAGAUAUUGGACUCUGCCAGCAGGCAAAGCAAUGGUUCAACAUGUAUGCACCUCUUCGACUUGAACUUGAUGCUGAACUUGGCAUGCCUGGUAUUAUACGAUCGGAAUCAAACACUUCAACGACCCAGAUUGAUGUUGGAAAAGUUUUCAAAGGAAAAUCUGAUAAAAAAAAGCCUGUUCCAGCACAGACACAGUCACAACAGUCACAGAGUCUCAGGAAGAAACCGACAGUAGCAUCAGCAAAGGUUGGUCAACCACCAGGCUUAAAAUCCAGUGGCUCAUCAUCACAGCUAGCAGGGAAGAAGUGAUCAUGGUUCCAACAAUAAGUUUUAUGGACCAAACUUCAAUCACAAAAUGUGAUUAUACAAAGAACCAGUCUGGUCAAAGCUGUAAAAGAUCAGUUCCAUUGUUCCAUUUGUUGUUUGUGCAGUGAAAGAAAAAGUGGUAGAUAUUGACAAAAUGACACAUUUCUGGUUUUUGUAAGUGUAGUUUUGAAAUGAAAGAGAUUGGUGGACCAGCACAAAUAUUCAUUUAGCUGGUACUUGUACUGUUAGUAAUAGUUGUAGUAUGUGUGAGAGUGUGUUACCAGGAUAUAUCAGAGCUAAGGGUACAUCGAGGGUAUUUUUCUCUGCACAUAUGUCGAGGCUGGUAGGCUGAGACAGAUAUGUGCAGAGAAAAAUACCGAGAUAUACCCCUAGCUCCGAUAUAUCCUCAUAACAAACGAGCAUUACAUAUUGUAACUGUUUUAUCGCAUAGUUUUAUCAUUAAAAUUUAUAUAAUAUAAUCAUAUAAAUUUGUUUAUUAUUAUUUUUACUCUUUUGAUUCCCUUUCUGCGCCUCGUUGACUGAAACACUAAAACUUCUGUUUUAGAAAAUGUGUUCCCCAGAUAAAAGUAUCCAACAGAUUUCUGCAUUGGUUUUAAAUCUUUGCAUUUCAUUGGCCAAACAUAUUGUAAAACUUGUUGUUUUGUUUGUAAAAAAAAAAAAAAAAUCAAAGAAAAAGAAACAUUUGAGAAAUCUCAGAAUUUCAUAUAUUUCAUUUAUUUCUGAAUUUGGCAAUAACUCGAGUUUUUGAAGUAUUCUAGUUUAUUUAUUCUUUUGCUCUAUAAAUGUAGGUGUUUGUGAUAAUUCUUUCUCUGUGAACUGUAAAUUGGAGCUAAAAUCAUCUUUUCUUUGAAAGGAAAAAAUUAUACUCCCUCGAUAGGACCUCGUUAGAGAAAAAGUGUUGCGAUAUAUAUCGGAACAGUUUUACUGUGCUGAUAUAUAUCACAACAGUUUUUUUUCUAAUGAAACUCUAUAGAGAUUUCUGUGUUGAUAUAUAUCGUAACAGUUUUGUAAAAUAUCAGCACAAAUUUUGUAGUAAUAAUUCUAAAUAUUUCUGUACAGUAUGAUAGGGGAAGGAGAUUUAUGUCAGCUUGUAAGAAUAUCUCAUUCAAUACCAUGUGCAUAAUUAUUUGGAUCAUGUUAUGUUAUUAUUAUUUAAACACGUUAUAUUUGGAGAGCUCCUUCUUAAGACAAAAUGUGUUUAUUUUUGUUUGAUUAUCAUUAUAAUACCCUCAUUCGUUUUCAUUUUUAUUUUGGUGUAUUUAUGAAAUGGUCUUAACCUUUCUCGUUGUGAGAAUAUACAGUACCAAUGUCAAUGUGUCUAAUGUUUGUUUUUGUUUUCUGAGCUUGAGUUGUUGUUCUUUUUUCCAAGAAAUAUAUCAAUGUUGUCAUCAUAUGUACAAAGCAUACCUGCAUGCAAGUUCAACUUGGUAAAAUUCACUGCUCAAACAUCAGUGGAACCAUCAGAUCUGAUGAAUCUAUGGUCAGUCUAAGGAUCAAUAGUAUUAUUUUUAGUAAUUCUUGACAGCAAAAAAUCAGAUCUGUAGCUGUUAAUUGACUAUUUAAUGAUAGGACACAGAAUGUAUUAGUUAUUGUAUGCCCAUGGCAUAGAGGUUAAUUACUAGUUGAUAUGCAAAUCAAAAGUGUAUGCUUAGAAAUAAUUAUAAGGAAAUUGUGAAUCAUAUAUUAGUUCAGAGAUGACCAUGGGGUCAUUUCUGAUAAAGUCUCUACAGAAGAAAAUGUUCUCAGGUGAAAUGAAGUAGAACAUUUGCAAAUAGUGUCUCUGAUUGUUAUAUGUCUAUUUUAUUUUUAUUGUAUGUUUUAGCUCACCUGAACCAGACUAACACAUUUCUUAAGUGGCAUCUUCAAGGGCACAGAGCUUUUAAGUCCUGAUUUCUUGUCUUGAUCAUAUCUUUGUGCAUUUCAGCACCGUUUUUCAUAAACACAGUUGUUACCAUUCAUGAUACAGUGUGUCAAAGAUAUAUUCAAGGUCAAAUAGUCAGGGUCAGGUUAGCGAUUUAGGGCCACUAUGGCCCUCUUGUUUGUAUAAUUAAAAUGUGUGUUAAAUGUGUAUAUAAGUUUAAUUAGGUUAAACCAUUAUGCCUGUGAUACAAGUACUUUUAUAGAUAAAAAUUAAUAUGUAAAAGCAGAUAAAUAAAUUCUAAUAACUG
Molecule: messenger RNA, 3273 nt
Organism: Mercenaria mercenaria
Lineage: Eukaryota; Metazoa; Mollusca; Bivalvia; Venerida; Veneridae
Product: tubulin polyglutamylase complex subunit 2-like
Exons: 10
Coding region: 101-1087 (328 amino acids)
Biological process (GO): protein polyglutamylation
Source: RefSeq, a predicted model, not a curated record